CGCGUCUUUCAACGAGGCUUGCGAUCCCGGGCCGUUGUCAUCACAACAAGGAAGAUUUGGCUGGAAAGAGCCGCUCCGAGGAAAGAAGGAAGCGCGAGAAGAGGGCCAAUGGCCGAAUGCAUUCAGCAGUAGGCUGGGAGCUGAUACGCUGACGUACCCACACUACUGCGGAAUUCAAAGCGGGCCCGAUUUUUCACAGGCCAGCGGUUAUCCGAGCGCGGAUACUUGGCGCCCGCACAGGCACAGUCGACCAACAGGCUCCGACCGGUCCUAGUAAGUCGGAGACGAGCUCUGCUUUGCACCCGCAGUGCACCAUCAGCCUCGCAGACUGACCGGAGAAUCUCGCCCCAGCCCACGCGAAAGGCAGCAUGGCGGCCCUGAGGAAGAUCUCUCUGUUUUCGUCUGGCAAGGACGGCAAGAAGAAGGGCAAUGGCAUCCUGCCUAGUCCGGUCAGCUCGGAGACGCUGCGCAAGCAGGAGAGCAAUUCCACGCUCGGCCUGGCCUGGCAGAAAGCAACAAGCUCAAAGGCUGACGUGCUAGAGCCUCCCAACUUGCUCAACGUGCCUGGCUCGGAUGUGUCGACGGCGCAGUAUCACUCUGCUUUCAGUUCCGCAAGCUCCGAUCAGCCCUCGUCGUCCUCUUCGGGCGAUUACACGAGCGUGUCGAGCGCGCCUGCAAAGACUUGGGAUCCCAGCACAAUCGAUCGAGAGCUCGCACACGAUGAGUCGCCACUGCAUACACUAGCUCAUACACCCUCACCUAGCGGUUUCAUCGAACAUCUCGACGAUCAGAGCGACUCGCAUCAUUUCGCUCGUUCAGCCGACCUAUCUCCGAAUGGGGUAGCUGGCAGUGGCCACGCGAAUCUGUCACCCAGCCUGGGCUUGGCGGGAAAUGCGAUACCCUAUCUUGACUACCCACCCAAUACCUCGUUCGGAUCUGACCAGCUAGACUCAGAUUCACAGCUCGCGACGGAGCAGAAUCCCGGCGCGCCUGAUCUCAAUGCUGUGCUUCAAUCAGGAUUACAGACUACUUAUCUCUCUGUCGGCCCUCAGCUGAUGAGCGGCUCGAGUAGUUCCGAAAGCAGCAGAGUCUCCUUCACCGCAGCAGCGACUUUGGAACGCUCGCGACAAUCCCGAGGAUGAAUUUGCGCCUAAGCCUCACGCACGUCAAUCCUCCCUUGCCCAGCCCGAUCAGUCCAUAGCAAGAGAGCAGCAGCCUAUACCCGCCAUUUCAUCUGCCAGCACGCUUGCGCCUAUCAGAACAGACACACACUUU
This is a messenger RNA of Mixia osmundae IAM 14324, 1275 nucleotides long. RefSeq lists its product as uncharacterized. The transcript is spliced from 3 exons. Lineage: Eukaryota; Fungi; Basidiomycota; Mixiomycetes; Mixiales; Mixiaceae. The record is from RefSeq and is a predicted model, not a curated record. Bases 369 to 1142 code for a protein of 257 amino acids.